CCAUCGAAUCUAUAACCACGUGCCGUAUAUCCAACAUCUUCGUAUACAUACAUACAACGACUCCAUAAACACAAACCCCGAAGCCAAAUCAACAGUGGCGCCCCCAAAACUCUCAAGCGUUCCGAACCGCCGCGCAAUCGCCUCUCUCGCUCUCGUAACCGCCCUCUCCGCCAUCGAGAAGCAGCGCCAAGCGAGGAACGACCGCGUCGUCGCCGCCGAUUCGGAACUCCAACAAAGCUUCGCUGCGCAAGAUAUGUCGGGCGAGCUACAGACGAUUCCUGCGCGCCAUGGCGUCGCGACUUAUGUACCCCGUGGUCGGACUAUCAAGAUUAUAAAUACGUAUGGGAAGCAGGUGGUUAGUGCGUGGGCGAUCGGUUUAGGUGCGCCUCCGGAGGAUGGGGGCGAGGAUGAUGAGGAAGAAGAGGAUGUCGAGGGGAUGGAAGAGGAGGUGGAGAAGUUGAAGGAGGGGUUAGGUGAAAACGAUGGAAAGGCUGAUGUUGAGAAAGUUGAGAAGGUGGUUCAGGAGGAGGUUGAGAGACCGAAGGAGGAGGCUGCGAAGGGAGAGAGUUCGAAGACGGGUGAAAUCAAGGAUGGUGAGCAAGACUCGAAAGAUGAUAGUGAAAAGACGAAUGAAGAUACAGACGGAGGUAAAGAAUCAAAAAUGGAGAGUGGAGGCAAAGAAGAAGUUGCGACAAAAGAGAGUCAAGACACUUCUGACAGCAAGGAGGCUACAAAGAUUGGGGGCUCAACGAACGACGACGAUGAUCCACCUGAACAAGCCCCCGACACCCCCGUGGAUGAGAAGCCGGCUCCAGAGAAGAGUGGUAAACAGGGCCAGAAGCGUACCUGGGCCUCAUAUCUCCCUUCCAUACCGUACCGAAACAAGAAUUCAAACCCAGGCAAAGCCGACACAAAUUCCAAGCAAGAGACCAAGGCGGAAAAAGAACAGAAUGCCGCUGCCUCAAAGAAAUGGUCAUCCUACCUACCAACAGGUAAAGGUUUCUCAAGCUACGUCCCCAAUGUUCAACUCCCCGAUUCCCAACAUGUCAUCAGCGCCUUCCAAGCCAGCCACGGCCGCGACCCUAACAAGAGCUACGCCGAACAACUCUACGACUUCUCGAAAACCCCCGUCGGCGCUGGAAGUAUAGCAGCAGCUACAGGGUCCGGUACGGCAUCCUCCUUAUACGCUGCAUACUCAGCCUACACCAAACUCAACGCAUCCAAAAACGACCAACCCCCCAUGGAGUACCUCUCGCUCCCACACACGCGCACCGCAACAAACCGCCUGGUCCCUCGUGUCGAUGAUACCCUCCUCACCAAUCUCCGGAACCCCAUCAUAACCCUCAUUGAAGAUACAUCUCCCGGCGUCCACGACACGCUGACCGCCGCCUGCGACGCAAGUCUCUACGCAGCCCUAGGCGUCCAAAAACCCGCUGAACACGGAAGCUGCGCCGAAAACCUCGUCCUAGCGCUCAAACAACUCAACGAAAAAGCCGGGCUGAAAGGAACAAAAGCCAUUGGAGCAGACAUCACCGUGAACAUCGCUCCCACACCCCUCCACCUCUUCAUGAACGCGCCCGUCUCCCUCGACUCCGAAGAAAAAGCAGAUGUUAGUUUCGCUGUCAAGGAGCCAGCAGGCAAGAAGAGGAGCUUUGUUCGCUUCCGCGCUGAGCGCGAUGUCGUGAUCGUACUUAGCGCUUGCCCUAUGGACGUUGGACCCCAGAACGGAGGGAAGUGCAUGGCAGCCAAUUUCAUGGUCGAGGAGGCCGAUGAGGAGGAUCUUGCAGCAUCUACGGCGUCCAUCAAAAAAGCGCCAAGGAAACUCGGCAGGAAAGACGAAAGGAAAUCUGAAGAAGGGAAAGCGGGGAAAGCAGUAGAUACUAAGAGCAGCGGGGGAGGAGAAGGAGGAGGAGGAAUGCCCCGUCUUAGAGGCGGCCCCAACAAAGCCGCUGCCGUGCAAAAAUCCGCGCAGGACGCUGGCAAAGCGAGAAGUGAAUCCUCUACAGCUGCUGCUGGGAAUUCCUCAUCCUCUAAGAGACCUGAGGAUGACAACGACGAUGAUCCUCCGGAAAGCAGCAUCCCUUCUUCUCCCGCACCUCCUCCACAGCAGAAGAAAGACACACCAAAAGAGCCUGAACAAGAACAACCUCCCAAGCAGAAGAAGAAACCGAAGAAAUUGGAGAGGAGAGGCGUCACUGGUGGGUCUUCUACUCCUUCGUCUUCGGCAUCAGGGGCUGUGGGGAAGGAAUAA
This is a messenger RNA of Periconia digitata, 2251 nucleotides long. The record is from the annotation of a GenBank genome assembly. NCBI's taxonomy places the organism in Eukaryota, Fungi, Ascomycota, Dothideomycetes, Pleosporales, Periconiaceae.